AUGGACGGAACCCUUCCCACAUGUCACCCCCUCUCCCCCUCACACACAAUCACUCUCACUCACCCAGAUGCCAACACGCACACUCUCACAGAAACCCACCACGGUGCGUUGCGUUGCCACACUGCCCCCCCAUGCCGCUGUGUCCCCAGGGCUAGCGCACAGAGCACGGAGCAGCGGCUGCUGGUGGAGGAGCAGGAGAGCGCAGCACUGCAGGCACAGGAGGAGGCGGAAGCAUGGGCGGCGGAGGAGGCGCGCGAGCAUAUGAGGAGCGCCCGGGACGCUGUUGCCCACAUGCACUCUGCUGUCUCCGCCACCCUCGCUGCUGCUGCCGCCGCCGCUGCCGAUGCUCGUGCUGGUGCUGGUGGGGCUGGUGAUAAGGCUGGAGCGGGGAAUGCAGAGGGAGGGGGGGAUGGGGGAGUGAAGCACGAGAAUGAGCCACCCGUUGGGUCACACGUGCAUGGGCGGGGGCUGCUGGGAUCCUCAUGCAGCAGUCAGCAGCACCACAAGCCCCCGCCGGCCCCUCACACACCACAGCACCACAGCCCACCAACCCCUGCAACUAAAUCACCAUCCGCGCUCUUUCCUUCCCCAGUCCCCCUGGCAACGCGAAAGCCAGCUGCCACCACUGCUGCUACCGCCCCGCCGUCCCUGCCCCCGCCUUCCCCUCCCCCGCCACCGCCCCCUCCCCCUGGCCCAUGGUACGGGCUGUUCAGCGCGGGCAAGGCGCUGAGCACGAUUCUGGUGCCCAUGGGGGCGCGCAACGUGAAGGUCAGCGGUAACUCCGUGAAUAUAACGUCGGAUAGUGGCAACAGCAGCGCCACCAUCACCAAAGGGUCGCGGUGGCAGUCCCUGAGCAAGUACUCAUCGGGGGUGUUUCAAGCGCGCAUGACGUGCCCUGCCAACGACACCACUGGCCUCCUCUUCUCCUUCUUCGUGCGUUCCCCCUCCCUGCCCUCCCUUGCCCCUCUCCUCCCUUGUCGGCCCCGCUUCUCCCAUGUAUCUCUUUCGUUGCCCCUCCUUAUCCUGCCCCCACCAUACCACCCAUUUCCGCACCCCAGUCCCUCUCUCUCCUCGACCAACCCACCACAACCUUUCACCAUUUUCAAUCGAUCCCUCCUUCCCCGUGCUUCCUCUGCUGCACCUCCCGACUCACGUUACCCCUGCCGCCUCUCCCCCUGCAUUUCUCCCUCCCCCUUUCCCCGUUUCCCCCAGCUGAGCACGAUGGCAGGGGAGGGCAACCACAGCGGGGUGAGCUUUGACUUCCCCGGGGCCAACAAGACGCAGCUGUACGCCACGCACCACAUCAAUGGCCGUGCCUACCCCAUAACCGUGCCUCUCAACUUCUCCUGUGAUGCACAGCCGCACCUCUACACCAUAUACUGGGACGCCAAGUACACUGCGUGGUACGUGGAUCAGGUGUUGGUGCGGCUGCUGCAGUUCCGUCCCAAGCGCUCCUACCCCACACAGCCCAUGUACCUGUACGGCACACUGCGCCCUGCUGCCGCCACCAACAUGGCCAAGCGCGCUGGCGUCGCCAAGGGCAACUACACCAACCUCGCCCAGUGGACAGGCAUCACAGUGAUCGGUCCCCUGAUGGCGCAAGUCGGCCCAGCGCCCCCCAAGAAGCCCCCGGCAGCGGUGCAGUGGCCGCGCACGAACGGCAGCAUCAUGGCGCCGCUGAUGGUGGACUACUGCGACGACCACUGCCUCUCCUGCGCCAACAGCACUGACGGCUCCGCCACCAUCCGCUACGACAACCGCUGCGGGUCUCGCUUCCGGUCAUCGCUGCCCUACUACUUUGCGUUCAUCAGUGGCGACGUGCGCUGUGCCCCGGGGCUCACCAGCGGCAUCGUCACCAGCUUCUAUGUGCGUGCCCUGCUCACCCACCCCUUAGAAUGCCCAUAG
Messenger RNA from Closterium sp. Naga37s-1, 1905 nucleotides. Lineage: Eukaryota; Viridiplantae; Streptophyta; Zygnematophyceae; Desmidiales; Closteriaceae. The record is from the annotation of a GenBank genome assembly.